Messenger RNA from Pecten maximus, 7905 nucleotides. RefSeq names its product RAB6-interacting golgin-like. The record is from RefSeq and is a predicted model, not a curated record. Gene Ontology annotation, biological process: non-motile cilium assembly. Lineage: Eukaryota; Metazoa; Mollusca; Bivalvia; Pectinida; Pectinidae. The transcript is spliced from 7 exons. Gene Ontology annotation, molecular function: DNA binding. The coding region runs from base 524 to 2881 and encodes 785 amino acids.
UAUGUGUGUAUAGCUCUUGUCGAGUAACCGCUGUUCUAUUUAUAACCAUGUGUUGAUAGCGACUAACCUGAUCACAGUGAACAACAGCUGUCAACUUAUCACAUUUCCCAUCCCUGACAGACCAUGUGAUUCACCGACCAUGUGUGCUAUAUGAAGAGGCCUCCGACGGGGAUAAUCACACCUCGGUUAAAUCAAUCACAAAUAGCUCGUGCCAUAUUAUGCACGGGUAAUAUUUUAAGCAUUGCAAAUAUCGUUUGUAUAAUUGACCAUAUCGUCAAUAAAUAUUAUAGUGAAAAUAAACAAGGUUAUUUUUAUCUGAACAGUAUUAAACCACGUUAUGAACGGGCGAUGUGUGAUAAACCAUAUCCCCACAAUGACCUCUGACCAGGCACACUUUGUGUCGAAGUAAAUGCCCAGAUGACAACAGAGAAACUAGAAGCGAAUAUAUACCACUGGAGUUCGUGUAGAAAUCACAAGGUCGUUUUAGACCUCCAUAAAGAUACUAGAGGAAAACGCCCGCCAAAUGGACGAGCACACAAGUAGAACCCUUAGGAACUUGCUAGAGCAACUGGGUCCGGAAUACAGUCGCCGUCUGCAGAACACUAAUCCAUCAACAAUGAAUUUGAGCACUGGGACAAAUCCUGCCUCGGUAACUCCAUCACCCAACAGAAGGAUCAUCCCCAAAAGUACUGCUCCUCUUGUUUUUCACAGCCCCUCGUCAAUGCCAUGUGUUAUUAUGCCGGGCAGUAUCACGUCCUCUAGCAGUCGCCUUGGGAUCCAUGGAAGUACUUCUACCCCUACCAGUCGAUUAGAGAUACCCAAUAGUAAUACGCCAUCCAAUAGUCGUCUUGGAAUGUCAGGCAAUAGUAGAACCUCAAACAGUCAUCUGAAUAUGCUUCAGAAUUCGGUCCCGUCAAGUAGCGGUUUGAAUCUGGGGGCAGCGCAACUGUCUCUUUUAGAACAUUCAAAUGUUCUUGGUGUGUCAGCCAUUCAAGACAAUGAACGAAAUCUCUACAUUUGUGAAGAUGAUUUGGACAAUCAAAUGUCUAAUAAUUUAAACUCGAUAUAUGAAAAUUCAAAUCAAAUUUCCCGACAGGCAUUUACAAUGAGGCGCACAAGAACGAACAUUCCUUAUUCGGUCAAGUGCCAAAUAUCAAAAAUGGCCGAAGAUAGUCCAAGAAUCACACAAGGUGAAAUUGCACAGAUAUUUGGAAUAGAUAGAACCACAGUGUCCAAAAUUUUGAAGAAAAGAAAACUUUAUACGGACCCAAUUUCGCCACAUUCCCCAAGUAAAAUCAGCCGGUCAUCUGAGCAUGAGAAUCGACACGAUCUGGAGGAAACUUUAUCUAACUGGUACGCCGGUCUGGGAGAAAAGAAAGCUUCUGUCACCAUGGUAAUGGUAGGCGACGCGGCCAGGAAUUUGGCGGAUGCGUAUGGAGUCCCAAAAUCGACCAUCGACACACACUGGGUCAACUCUUUCUGUCAGCGACAUGGCAUUAGUUGUUGUGGGGAAGACUUCUCCAAAAUGGAGUUCUCAGCGCCAAAGCAGAGAUAUAAGACUCAAACCCCAGAAAGACGAAUGCCACUCUCUGCAGCAAGAGGUAGUGCCUCAGAAUCACAAGCAGCAAGGCAGAAUCUCUCACAACCAAAACCAACCUCUCAACCAAUACCCAAUCAAUCAUGUAAUAAGAUUUCACGUGACUGCAGCAAGUUUCCAACAAGUGGCGCAAUACCAGGUCUUAGUGGGACAGAGUCUACAGAUGUUACAAUGGCUGAUCAGGUACAGGGGAAAGUUGUCGUGAAGGAGGAGCCAGAAUUCGAAGAACUUGGUCCAGAGGAAGCCUUGAAUCGUGACCUUGGCACUUUAGAAAAAUUCAGAGAACAGCAAAAAGAAAUUGAAGAGGCUAACAAACAUAAAAAGGCCCUGUUAGCCAAGACUUUGUCUGAAAGACAAAAGAAAGCAAGAAUGGAAGCAGAGAAACUGACACACAUUCAAAAAGAGUUGAUGAUACUUGACAACUUACUAAGUGCUGAUGUAACUGUGGUGCGAAAUAGGAUUGAGGCGGCUAGUCGAGAUUACAUGGAGGCCACGAGGCGCUACGACAGGGCAGAAAAGGAAUUCAUUGAAGCUAAGUUGGAUUUGCAAAAGAAAUCUGAGCUAAAAGAACAGCUGACAGAACAUUUGUACACAAUUAUACACCAAAAUGAAAUUCGGAAAGCCAAAAAGUUGUCUGAUCUCAUGACUGAGCUGGAUAUGGAGACAAAGGGAGAGCAAUUGUGUAUAGGCAACUUACCUCCCUUGUCUGCAUUCUCCAGUAUGGGUAUGGUGAAGGUAGCUUCUCCCACAUCUCCAAAAAGUCCUGUGAGUGAUGAUAGUGGCAAAACUGGAAAUUCAGGACAGGGAAUCAUUUCAACAGUGACAUCCGCAGAUAACAACACUACAAGUUCUAUAAACACAUAUAAUUCAACCAGUGCUGAUCAAAUUGAAACUAAUCUGGCUAAUGUUGUUGUUGACUUAUCCAGUGAAAAUUCAACGCUGCCAGAUGAAAGUUCUUGUCUUCCAAGCAGUUCAUCCAAUGACAUUUAUGAUGCACAUUCAGAACAAAACAAAUUUCAAGGAAUUUCACAAAAUUGUACAGAGGAACAUUCAGGUAGUAUAUCUGGUACAGAAGACUUUGCAGUGAAUGCUAACAUGGAACAACCAUCAAAUUCGUCUUGUACAGAUGAUUCUUUGAGCUACAAUAGUGCAUUGUCCUCUAAUCCAGGAGGAGAAAACUCCUCCCUGUCACCAAAACAUUCAGAAAUUAAAGAUACAGUAGAGGCAAUGCCAGGCUCAUGGACAUUAGACUCGGUUAACAUCAAAGAAGAACCUGUGACUUGAAGUUGAUGAAUUAAGUGGGAUAUAUUUGUCUGCUUUAAAAGUGAUAUUCACUGCCAAAAGGAAUUUGCUAUUUUAAGCUUUUCUGAAAAUGAUAGAUUUACUUAUGUCAGAAAAUUCAUCUUAAUUAAAUGCAUAUAGUUUUUUUUAGGGUCAUCAUGCUUUGUCCGUCGUUCACCAACAGCUGUGCGUAAACUUUUCACAUUUCAAACAUCUCCUCAAAUUCCAACAUUGGGAUUGAGCUGAAACUAAGCUGAAAUGAUCCCGAGAUGGUCCUGACCAAGUUUUAUUAUUUUUCAGGUCGGUCCAAAAUUUCCAAGAUGGUCACCAUCUUGAAAAAUACAUUUUAAACUUCAUCUCCAGUUCCACUUGUGCCAUUGAGCUGGAAACUGGUGAGGAUGUUAAGGAAGGGGAUCCGGAGCCAACAAAGCGUUGUUAUUUUUCAGCCUCGUAAAAACUUUGACAUUGCAGCCACGGUGGCCAUUUCGUAACAUGAUUACACUAUCAUGGUUUUCAUGAACAGCACCUAUUUCAUUCAAAUUCUUCUCGAGAAGUGGGAUUCACCUGAAACUUACUUAAAAUGAUCCAGAGAUGGUCCCGAUCAAGUGUUGUUAUACUUGCUACAGAGUAUGUAUGCUAAACUAGUAGAAUGGUCUCUAGAGUCAGAUGACCGUUAAGGCCCAUGGACCUCUUGUGAUUAUUUCAAGUCAUGUUAGUCAUAUGUAUUUGUUAGUUUCUGAUGGGCAUCUGCAACUGCAAAAUCCAAGGGUUCUGCUCUCUAUAUGUACAGAUCAGUCUAGUGAUAGAGCUGGUUAUUUUGUCCAGAGACAUUAAUACACAGAUCCUUUCAAAAACAUAUCGGUAGAUUUUGAAGAUUUAUGGAGAUAUGUCAUUAUGUGCACGCAAAUGAGUGGCAAAAGGGGGUUGGGGCCCCCCCUCCAAAAAAAAAUUGCUUCCUGAAAGGCCGUAGAUAGCCUAUAACAAAUUAUAGCAUAAUAUAUCCAUAAUGUGUGAAAAUUGGUUUGAUUUUUUUCCAAUUGAAAUGUUUCUUUUAAUCCUAAAUUCAGGAUAAAACUUUGAACGGAAAAACAUGCAAACAUAAUCUGCUGUCUCCUUUGUUAUUUGCAUGAUGGCAUCAUUCACAGGCAGGCGUGUAAAGUGGCUAUUAAUGUCCUCAUCAAAUAAUGAUUCUGCUGCUUUCAAUGAUAAGAUUCAUCUUAAGAUACAAUUACAUGCAGUGUAUGCAAUAUAUUUUAAACUUAAUCUAAUGCGAAAUCAUUUUUCUGCCUUUUUGACUGCCAAAAGAUUGUUUAUUAUUAAGUCCGCGAUUGGUCAACUCAAAAUGAGUCUUUUCUCUGGUUCUCCGUAAGCACGUUGACGUUGUCUCCACAUGGUUACACGUGGCUGCUGUCGGUCCAAUGCUGAUAGAAAUUGUCCAUCUAAUUCCUUGUUUCCUGGUCUAGUUUCACACUUUCCUUAGGUUCCUGGGUGACAAGGAGACUUCUAACUUUUCAUUGAUCUCCCGGAACAGAGCAUUGACUGCAUCAAUGAAAUUGUCCAAUUUUGCAUCUAUCGACGUCUGAACACUUCCUUCAUGCUGAGUGUACAAGUAGAGAAAAGCAUAAUCUGAUACGCUAUCAGUUUACGUGUAGAUGACGUAUCGGAUCAAAUUAUUUGGGUCAUGUGACUACUUACAACAUCGUCUUUGUUUAUUUUGAUGUCUCCUUGUAUGUGCAGGAGUGCGAACGCUCACAGGUGUUCCCCCCUGCCAUAGUUGUCCUCAAUUAUGUAUUAGAGGUGUUCUCAUGAAUUGCAAAAUGGCACAAUAACAUAUAAUGCAUCUUUUUUUUAAUUUGGCAUGCAUGUUUUUACUCUAUAUCUCAGAUGUUCGAGGUACUGUAUGUGAUAAAAAAUGUCCUUAAUUUCACUUGAUUUUUUUGUAGACAUAAAAAUUCAACUUUCCUCACCUUGGCUAGCCAAAAUUAAAACAUGUGAGACUCAUGUCGUACUCUGGGACUGGUAUGAUAGAACAGACACACAUAAAUGCCGACAGGUAAAUAUAUAACCAUACCAUGUUAUACUACAUACAAAGUGGGGAUGUCAUUAUGGAAUAUCAACCUUCAAGUUGACCCCCAUGACAACAUUUAGUUCUAUAAUAGCUUUGUGUUUAACCGUAGAAAUGCAAAUAUGUAUACCUUCAAUUCUUCUUAAAUGACAUAAUGUCAGUAUUUUAUCAGAGAGAGAGAGACUUGAAUCAAUGGUAUAUGUGAUUCAAAAUAUAUACACUAAAAUUAUAUAGGUCGCUCAUAAAUUACAGGCCUAUAUAUUGCCAAUAACUUGAUAAAUUUAGAAUAAAAGUAGCCAUUUGACCCAGUGCCUGGGAGUUGACCAGCAAGUCAAUCUCUUGUAAUGAAAACCGCCCUAUUUAUAGGUAUUUUUCUUGGGAAGGUGGAUGAGGGUUGGUGAGACUGAGUUAAGGAACAUGCCGGAACUAUAAAAAAAGGUAAAACAACGUAAUAUGGAAUAUCAGUGAUUUAAAAUAUAUGUCAUUAUGAUAAUUUAAUAAGUUUCAAUCUUGGUCUUUAGUGUCUGAUCGUCUUAACAUUGUUUUUAGAUGUUUGAAUUUUUAGUCCAUCCUUUUUCUCUCUUUUUUUUUUUAAGAAUUGAUGUGCACACAACUGCGUUUUUGCAUCAAUGGUAGCUCCGCCACUGCAAAAGGGGGCGGGUCCAUUAUUAAAUUUUCAAUAUUCAUUACAGAAAAUUACUGAGAAUCCUGGAAAGAUUAUAAUUGUACCAGUAUAUAAUGUGCAGGAUAGAAACAUCUACCUGGUAUCAUAGUAUACUGUAGUUCAGCUUUGCAUCACAAUUGUAGACAUUUUUACCUUUAUAUGUUAGAUAAUAAUAUAUUUAUCAUGGGAAGGAGUUUUCACAACACUAACCAUUUCCUGUAGGUAGAGCACAUUGAUAUUGACAGUUGUAAAUUGUGUUAACCCAAUGUAAACAGGUAUAUUAUAAAGUUUUAGCUCAAUGUACCAGCUGUGAAGACCAUACCAGAUUCUUGAAAUUGGUAGUUUUUAAUCCUGCCUAACACUCUGCAUUCAUUAGGUCUAUUUGACAGUACACUUCAGUGAGUUCGCACUAUACCAGCAUCGGUACUGUCACAAAGAAGGAGAUACAAAUUUACUAUAGCCCCUCGCUCAGGACACAUGGAGAGGCAGUCUUUAUGUGACACUCGCUGUUGUAACGAUGUUAAACAAAAUAAAAUAAAAACCAAACUAAAGGUGCCUCAAAGGUUGAGCAAUUAAAUAGCAAUUGAAAAUAAUUGAAAAAUGUCAUGAAAUAAUUUCUUUUAUUGAAGAUAAUAGAGAUGUGUAACUUGAUUAAACAGUCUAUUUCAAUUUUCUUCCUUUGAUAAGUUUGAUUGUUGUUUAAAGCGAUCAUGAGUAGUCUUUACAUACAAUAUAUUUACAUUCUGUGUUGCAUUUGCCUAUAUGUCGUUAGUUAACCAAAUUGUAUUCAUGAGACUGUAUACUACAAGUUACAGUGAUUCGGUCUGUAUAGGAAUACAGCUUCAGGUGUUGUAGGUUAAAACAAUGGUCCCCAGUUACAUUCGGCCUAGAGAGCUUUCGAAUGCUAGUAUUUAUCUACAUAAACCAGUAAAAACCACCACAAAGAAAUAAAACAAGUUAUGAGGGUAAAAUUUAAUAAUAGAAAAAAUGAAGUCGACCGACUCGACACAAAUUCAUUUUAACUUCUAUUCCUGAUCUAUAGGAAGUAAUCAAAUUCUCAAUGUCGUCACACAGGGGCUCGUUGUCAAAUUGUCAGAAAUGCUAGACACAACAACAUUGAAAGUCCAGCAUUUAGAAAAAAAAAUCUUAUGCAUACUGAAUUAUAGUUAUGUGGUCAUCACUGAUGUCAAAGGCCUACCUUACUCCAAAAUCGAGCCCCUGUGAAGUUGAACAUCGUCUGCUAAGUUAGCGACACUGAUGUGACCAGUUAGACUGGAUUCUGUUUCGAACGAAAUAUCCUUGGAAUCGUUUUCACAUACUGUCAAGACGACUUUCGUUUAGAAUUUAAGAGAUGAUAUUCCUCUGAAACUAACGUAAAUCCAGUCUAUAGAAGCAUCUAAAAUUAAUCUAUAAAUACCCCUAUAGAUGUAGAUGAAUAUUUACAUAUUUGUAUAUCAAAUGUCUGACCAUAUCAAUAAUUCCAACAAUCAAACUGCAGCUGGUCUUAAAAACUGGUAAGGAAAGGGAGAGGAAUUUUGAUAAUCCUUCUCUUAUUUCAUACCACAUGGGCUUGGCACAAAUCCUUAAUCUCUGGUCUGUAUAAAAGAUACUAAAAAUUAAUUUAAUAUGGACUGUGGGUUAGGAAUUCAUUUCAAUUAAGUCCCUCAAGUAUGUUUUAUUCUAUAAAUUUCUAGUUUCAUGUUUUGUCAUGUUGAUGUCCAAUCCAGUAAAGGUCUAAUGAUUUAUGUCUUAAUGUUAGAAUUUAUAUAUUUUUUUGAACCAAAAAAAAAAAAUCUUUAGUCAUGAACAUGAGUAUUACAUACAAUAAGCUGGUAUUAAAUGCUUAAAGUAACUUGUAGUUUAGUUUCUUCUCCAUAUAGCGGCAAUUGAUGAGACUCUAGUGUACUAUUUAAGUGUGAUGUCAAUUUCAUAUGAUGUCACAAUAUGUUCCUAUGACAACAAGGCUUAUUCGCAUAAUUAUGGUAAGUGUGCCGUAUGUAGUUCUUUUUUAUUGAACGGCAAUUAGUAUAUUAUUGUUGUACAGAUUGGGGAUUUAGCCAAAGGUAGAUACAACAUACUCUGUAGGUGGGCAUUGUGGAGAGAGUGAGAGAGAUAGUAACAUUAGGGGGUAGGCUACAUAGUGCUGGUGCCAUUGUUCUUUCCUUUAAUUACGAGGUACAAAUGUUCAUUUACAAAAAGUAUGAUUAGGUGAUAUAUAUUUUUGCUGAAAAUUUGAUGUUUAUUGUUUAAAUUACAUAUUAGUGAUACAAUUAAAAAAUUGUUUUAUAUAAAUUUAAA